Messenger RNA from Drosophila elegans, 1920 nucleotides. RefSeq names its product synaptic vesicle glycoprotein 2A. Gene Ontology annotation, molecular function: transmembrane transporter activity. NCBI's taxonomy places the organism in Eukaryota, Metazoa, Arthropoda, Insecta, Diptera, Drosophilidae. Bases 626 to 1843 code for a protein of 405 amino acids. The transcript is spliced from 9 exons. Gene Ontology annotation, biological process: transmembrane transport. The record is from RefSeq and is a predicted model, not a curated record.
GGUGAGCAAGGACAAAAGUCGGCGGAAGCUGCGACAUGCAAAUCUCAUUAGCACCAAUUAACUAAAACCGGGAAAACUCAGGUGGGCUGGGGUGCUUGCCUGAAUUGGCAGAUCACCCUGGUUAUUUCAAAAUGCAAUUAAAGUGUUCGAAAAUACUAAUUACAUCCAUGCACUGCACUUAUCUUCAGUUAAAAUAGCUCAACGACUGUUUUUGUCAGACACGUUUGGCCUGGUAUUCGACUUCUCUGUAAGCAAUCUAAUGACACAUAUUGUGGCUGCAACCUUUCUUACAAUUACUGGAUUUGCAGUCACUUCAUUUCUGGGAACUGCGGUCGUUCUCUUUCCCACACAAUACUUUAUUUACAACCUGUUCAAGCUGCCACUUAGACUUGUUUAUUGUGAAAAUAUAUACAUUUUUAAUCAAAAACUAAAUUAAAAACGAAAAAAUAACUUUUGUAAAAUCUGUGUUAACUCCCAUUUGGAAAAUCCUAAUAAACGCCAGAUGUCAAAAUAUGUGACAGUCCCCACCAUAUGCUUCGUAAGCAUCCAGGAGUCUUUUAAGUAGUUUUCAAAAUUUCCAUUGACACUCUUACGCCGACAUCCCCGACUGUAUAUCCUUAUUGUGAUGACGGAGGAGGCCGCCGACUUCGAGACGGCCAUCGCGGAGUGUGGCUUCGGGCUGUUCAACGUGUUCAUCGUGUGCAGCGCGGCGCCCUGCCUCACGGCGAUGGUCUUCUCGGCCUCGGCGCUGUCCUAUGUGUUGCCCUCGGCCGAAUGCGACCUCGAUCUCAGCAUCGUGGACAAGGGAAUGCUGCACGCGGUGACGUACGCGGGGAUGAUCAUCUCGGCGGUGCCCUGGGGAUUUAUUGCGGACACCGUGGGGCGUAAACCUGUGCUCAUUUUUGGCGGCUUGAUCGACGGCUUUUUUGUCUUGUGCACUUCCUUCAGCCAGAACACAGCCCAGCUAAUGGCCUUCAAGUUCUUUGACGGCUUUAUCAUCUGUGGUCCAUUUGCGGUGGUGGUCAGCUACCUGGCCGAGUUCCAUGGCAAGAAGCACCGGCCGUAUAUCAUGCUGUUCGUGGGCCUCUGCGUUUCCGUUGGAUCGAUGAUUUUACCCCUGCUGGCCUACGCUUUGCUGCCUGUGCCCAUAUUCUUCGAGGUGGGAACUCUGGAGUUUCGCACUUGGCAGGUCUUCUUGGCGGUCAGCUCGGUGCCCAGUCUGCUAUGCGGCUUCCUGCACAUUUUCCUGCCCGAGAGCCCCAAGUUCCUUAUGGCUCAGGGGAACUACAAGAAAGCCUUGGUGUCCCUGCAGCGCAUCUAUCAGGUGAACAAGCGCAAGAGUAAGGAGAGCUAUCCGGUAAAACGUCUCACCGAUCCAACGCCCGAUCGCUCCGCUGAUCUUGAUGGAACUGGUCGGUCAUUUACACACAAGGAAAGAUUUGUGCGCGCCAAGAACAAGUUUAUCGAGGGCCUCGGACAGCUAAAGCCGAUGUUUUCAAAGCCCUAUUUGACCAUCUCGUUGCUGGUUUACUGCCUGCACUUCUGCCAGAUAAUGUGUGUCAACUCGGUGCGUCUGUGGCUGCCGCAGAUCUUUGCCACAAUGAAUGCAAUGGAGUCUCUGGGGGCAAACGACACGAGCAUGUGCGGGGUUCUGGAUCACAAUGCGAUGGCAAAGUCCAUGGACGCGGAGGCCAAGCGGGUGGAGUGCGCUCUAAACCACGACCCUCAAAGCUACUUGGAUAACAUAAUCGUGUCGGGUAUUGGCCUGGUCGGCUUCCUCAUAAUUUUUCCACUGUUGCGUAUCCGAUUUGUCGCGGACCACAUACUAACCUGUACUUUGUGAAGACUUCGCUGGGGACGAUGAUAGUGUCCGCCGUUUACCUGACUCUAAUGGGCAUAUGUGCCACCACAAUUAUUGGA